Molecule: messenger RNA, 591 nt
Organism: Salvia hispanica
Lineage: Eukaryota; Viridiplantae; Streptophyta; Magnoliopsida; Lamiales; Lamiaceae
Product: ubiquitin-like protein 5
Biological process (GO): protein modification process
Molecular function (GO): protein binding
Source: RefSeq, a predicted model, not a curated record
GAUCAGAUUCCACAAUUCCGCGUGAAUAAAUAGGAAGAAAAGGGGCCAGAAUUCCACAUUCUAGGGUUUGCGGAGCAAGUGUAAAGAUGAUUGAGGUGGUAUUGAACGAUCGACUGGGGAAGAAGGUCCGCGUCAAGUGCAACGACGACGACACGAUCGGCGACCUUAAGAAGCUUGUGGCGGCGCAGACGGGGACUCGCGCCGACAAGAUCAGAAUCCAGAAAUGGUACACCGUCUACAAGGACCAUAUCACCCUCAAGGACUACGAGAUCCACGACGGAAUGGGCCUUGAGCUCUAUUACAACUAGUCCCCAAUCCUCUCUGACGGAUGAGGGAUAUAUAUUUCUCCAGCUCUGCACUUGAAGAAUGAAUGGAGGUUAUCAUCAUGUAUAUUUUCCUAAGCUUUUGAGGCUAUUACUCUUUAAAAAUGUAUAAAUUGAUGACCAUGCGUACCAAUCCUAUUACGCAAGUAUUGCCCUUGACUACCUUGUAUUCAAUGACUGAUUUGGUAUCUUCUGCUAUUAGUACCAUAAAUGACAUGUGAUUGGUGUGUUAGUUUUCUUUAUCAAUGAUAUUCUGUCUUAGUGUUCA